ACCAAUCGUUUCUCCUCAGGAGAACUGGGAUCAAAUACUAUUUGAAUUCUCUCUAAUACUGUUUCGCCUCCUGUGAACAUGAGGAAUGACAUGCUUCGGAGUCUGCCGGUAUGCCACUGCCUUAUAACUGGUGUACCUUAUUUAUGAAGUCAGCUACACAGACGAAGGAAGGGAGGAGGGACUUUGCAAAUUGAGUGAGUGAGUAAGUAAGUGAGAGUGUGUGUGUGUGAGGGAGCGAGACCAAAACACUCAGUGAAAUAGACGGAAGGGCAGGAAGGAAGAGAACGACGUGUGCCGAGGGAGUAGGAGAGUCUUGAGUUACAGGAGCGUUAAGGCGGUUGGGUUUGUUGGUAAGGAUCGUAGCAGGGGAUCUAUUUUUCCUCUGUCUGUGUCCCUCCUCCCUACCGUGGACCCCAGGAGAGUUAGGGGCCGGUAGGCCAGAGGGGACAAGGACGUGGGGUAGCAUGGGACAGAGUGCCAGCGACACGGAGACAGUGCCCCGGCAACACCAACCGCAACCUGCUCAACACAACACUGAUGAUGAAGUGGACUUGCAGCAUAGUACGACAGGGAGCGAGGGGGGGAACUCAUCAGGCGAAACCCCUCCCUUCAAACGCAAGGGCAAGUUCUCCAGCUUCGGCAAUAUGUUCAAGCCCUGGAAGUGGAGGAAGAAGAAGAGCAGUGAGACGUUUCUGGAAACCUCAAUAGUGUUGGAGAGGAAGAUCUCGGUAAGGAGACCUCGUCAGGAGCUGAUCGACAGGGGAGUGCUGAAAGAACUUCCAGAGAAUGAGAGCAACGAUGUGAACCACUCCAAAGUUCCGGGGGUGAAGAAUGGCCAGCCAUUAUCCAUGGACGUUGACCGGGUCUCAGAAUCAGGGGUCAGGGGGUCACGGGGGGAGCCAGGCCCAGGGCUCAACCCCACUUGGCUGCCCCAAGGAGUGGACCCCCGGCGGGGCACUGUCCUUUCAGACGACCCCCGGAGCAGGAGCAGGGUGCCCUCCGAUGCCUCUCGCUCCAACCGAGCCCCACUGGACGUAGACUCACACGCCAGGCUAUCGGCCAUAGAUCUGGAGAGACGGAGCAGACUGCCCUCUGAUGUGUCGGAGAGGAAAGGAGGGUCACUACCGAGAGGACCUGCUCCGGAGGACGGGAAGCACCGGAGAGAGGGGAAAGAGGACAAGCGAGAGGAGAGGAGAGAUGAGAAAGAGGAAAGGAAAGAGGAGAGAAAAGAUGGGAAAGAGGAGAGGAGAGAUGGGAAAGGGGAAAGGAAAGAAGAGAGGAGAGAUGGGAAAGAGGAAAGGAAAGAGAGGAGAGAUGGGAAAGAGGAGAGGAGAGUGGAUGGGAAAGAGGAGAGGAGAGAUCCUUGUGAUGAGAGAGAAAGAAAGGAUCAGAGGGAGGAGAGAGACCGGGAGGGAGGUGAACGGAGGGAUGAUAAAGACAACAAGGAAAAGAGAGACAGGAGAGAUGACAGGGAGAGGAGAGAAGCUAGGGAAAGGAGGGACAGAGAUAAUCGAGAGGAGGACAAGGAGAAGAGUAAUGGGAAAGGAGAAAAAGAUGACCGGAGAGAGGGAAAAGAGAAAAGAGACUGGAGAGACGAGAAGAGAGAUGAUCGAGAGAGGAGGGAUGACAGGAGAGAUGACCGGGAAAUAAAAGAUGACAAGAGAAUCGAUUGUGAAAGGAGAGAUGCUCGUGAUCGCAGGGACGAUGGGGAGGAGAAGGAUAGGAGAAGGAGUCCUAGGGCUGGGAAACCAGAGACUAUCUUGAGACCUGUAGAAGGGAGUCGUCUGGUGGUCAGACCCCACUCUGAGAUGGAGCUGAGGCCCAGUCUCCAGAAGACUUCCUCAGAGGAUCUCCGUAGCAGGGUCCGCCCUGCCUCCGAGACUUACUGUGGAAGCACCCUGCCCAGGAACAUGCCAUCUGAGGAGACCAAACGAGGGGAGACCCGCGGAAGAGCAGAGUCCACUGGUGUCCACUUCGCUUCUGGCCCCACCCCAGACCCUGACUCCGCCUUUAAGUCCUCCUCCUCCUGGAGAGCUCAGCCUCCUACCAAACAGGCCAUGCUGCCUCCCAAGGGCCAAUCCACCACCACCUCCUCCACGGAGCCUGGCCGGACCUCCACCCCACCUUCCUCCUCCUCCUCCUCCUCCUCUACUUCCUCCACCUCCUCUGCUAUAGCGGUGGCCAAGCCACCCAGGACUGUUUCCCUGGUCAUCAGUGAUGACCCUCCUCCUCCCAGCCCCGUCCCCCCUGUGCGGUUCAGCCAUGUACCCCCAUCCUUCACCCCGGGAGAGUCGGCCACCCCUCCCCCUGUACCCCCCCAUGCCAAGCAGCCACCUGUACCGCCACCCAAACCCACCAACCGCAACAGCAACCCCGCUCUGCUUGCGGAGCUCUCUCAGGCUGGCAGUGGUGUCAUCGUGUUUCCUGCCCCCACCGGGCGCUCUCCACCCACUCCGCCCAAGAGGAUGACCCCCGUCACCAAGCGCCUCUCCGACGACCCGUCCCCUGAGGCAGAGACCUCCUUCCCCUCUAGUUCUGCCCCUGUUCCAGUCCCCAUACCUACUGUCUCUGUACCCCCCAGCACUGACCGAGAUGACAACCGGGACACCCUUAAGGUAGUAGGCUUCCAACUACCCACCUCUGACCCUGCACCAGCACCACGCCCUCUGUCCCAUAUACACGUGUCCACUCCUAGCUCCCUCCCCCACCUACCUCUCCCCAACCCUGUCUCUGUCCCACUCCCUAUCCAUCAGAAGGAUCCUCCCAGCCCCACCACAGAGCCACCCAACCACCCCCCAGCCUCAGUCCCAGCCAUCCCCCUGCACAUUUUGAUCCAGCGGGCCCUGUGCUCCCCCAGCCCGGCCCAGGCUAACCCAGACGGAUCCCAGAGAGCCCACUCCAUGCUGUUUGAGUCCCCUCCGGAGUUCCUCACUGAGGCUGGAGGCCGACGCUCUCUACCCAUCACCAUAGAACUGCUCAGACUACCUGAGGAUGAUGACUUCAACAUGGAGGAGGAGUUGGAGAAGCUUCACCCCAGGCGGAUGCUGCCCUCCCAGCCCCCCAGGCAGCCUGAGCUGGAGCCCAGGAGCAGAAAGGGUCUCAUGGGGGAACCCAGGGUCAGUGUGAUCCCAGAGGGCCGGGGGCCCGGAGACAGCAGUGAGGAGGACGAAGAUGAGGAGACGGACUCUGACGGACCCAUCCUCUACAGAGAUGACGAUGAAGAUGAGGACGAAGAUCCACCAAGUGCCUUGGCGAGCCGUGUGACGAGGAAGGACACUCUGGCCCUGAAGCUGGAGAGACAGCAGGAGAGAGAGGAGCAGGAGGGAGGAGAAGGACAGGAUGGAGUCGGCUGGCAGAGCAGAGAGCAGUGGGAGGCACUCAGGAACAAGAUCGGUACUACGCUCAACAGGAGGUUGAGUCAGAGACCCACAGCAGAGGAGUUGGAGCAGAGAAAUAUCCUUCCAGCCAGGAACGAAGCUGAUAUCAGGGCAGAGAGGAGUGAGAUCAAACGCAGACUAACCAGAAAGCUGUCCCAGAGGCCCACCAUAGCAGAGCUUCAGGCCAGGAAGAUCCUGCGUUUCCAUGAGUACGUAGAGUGUACCACCACUCAAGACUACGACCGCCGUGCAGACAAACCCUGGACCAAGCUCACUCCCUCUGAUAAGGCUGCCAUCCGCAAGGAACUGAAUGAGUUCAAGAGCUCUGAGAUGGAGGUUCAUGAAGAGAGCAGGAUCUAUACCAGAUUCCAUCGGCCUUAGCUGUGCUCCCUGGCCUGGCUGCAAAAGAAGCACUUAAAUGCAAUACGGAGCCGGGGGUUUGCAGGACUCCAAUAUGGAACGCACAGACCCCCCGGUGACUGCAAUAUCCACAGUCCCUUGUCCUGGAACAAGCCUGUUCCUCUCCUGGAAGGCACACUAUUGAUGGCUGUAUCUGAAACCAUGGCCUGUCUGUAACCAUGGACUAUGAAUCUGUGGAUGUGGUCCCUUGGUCUAUCCAGUCAUUGUUGAAGCCACGGACUAGAGGUGAGGCCCAUCGGUCCAAGCCCUCAGAUAUGAAACCAUGGGGCUGCUGGUACUACUGUACUGCAGCGUUGAGCUUCCUGACAAGAUGACCCACAGGGGCGGAGAACAACAGAGGUGGUGGUUUAGGCCUAUUUCAGAGGACAUUUUGUUACUUCCCUGUGCCAACACUGUGACUUACGAUAGGCAUGACAAAAGGGACAGAGGUUGACAGAGAAUGUCCUGUUUUGUUCAUCACAUCUACAUUCUCCAUGUCGCUACCUAAGACAAGAAUAUUCCCAAGAGGCCUUUCUGUACCUGCUUUUUAGACUUCCCUCAACACUUUGCCAUAUUUCUAUUUGAGAAGAGGAAAGAAUUGUGUACGUAUUGAUUGUUGUUCAUGAUGGUUGACAUUAGUAGACGGUGGUACUAAUGAUUUAAUGUCCAAAUAAAUGAGAUGCUGAACUUUGUUAGACUACAUGACACUGGUGAAACCCUCCAACGUGUGUGUAUAUGGGUACCCACUGGUACUAGCCUUUAUCGCUGUUGGGACAAUACAUGGAGUGGUACGGAAACUGUACAGAGGAAAUGUGAAAUGGCUAUAUGUAGCCUACAUGUAUCGGUGACGGGUUUAGUUAAAGGAAACUCAAAUGUAGCCUCAACUAGUCAGCUUACUAGCUGUUUUACAUAGACCUAGAUCUUAUUCAACAGCUCCAUUCUCCCCAUACACAAUGAUGUGCAUUUUUACUAUAUUCUGUUGAUUUUCUGACAGCCAAUAAUACAAGCUGACUAAUUGUUUUUUCAGGCAUAGUAAUAAGGCACCGUAUUGUUAAAAUGGGAAUUUAAAGUAAAAAAAAUGUAAUUGUACAAUUUGAAAUGUUAGAAUAAUUUAAUAAGACAUAACAUAAAGCUUAUAUGCACUAUAAUUAUUUCACGGAUGGUGUUGAAGCCCUGCGGCAGGAACAUGGAUAUAUUUUUACUUAAAAAAUGGUUUUAUUAUGUUACUUUGUAUGUAGGCCAAUGGUUGGCCUCAGCUGUAUAAACUUAACCUGUAGAUUGAUUUAAUUGACUUUAUAUUAAAUAUUGCAUGUCUUCCUAAUGUUAACAAAAAUGUGUUUUAAAUGUAAUUAAAGUAUUACAACAGUGCUAUUUUCUAAUAAUGUUACAGAAAUUGGUACAGAAAAAGCGUUCCCUUAUUUUACAGAUGUUUUUUUAUCAUUAAAAUGAUUUGCAAACCUAUUGUAUAAAUGAAUGGUCAACUUGCACUCAAAUUAAAAUAAAUGGUUUAUCAUAAA
This is a messenger RNA of Salmo salar (Atlantic salmon), 5293 nucleotides long. Its product is annotated as phosphatase and actin regulator 4B. Gene Ontology annotation, molecular function: actin binding. Gene Ontology annotation, biological process: actin cytoskeleton organization; neural crest cell migration. The record is from RefSeq and is a predicted model, not a curated record. Lineage: Eukaryota; Metazoa; Chordata; Actinopteri; Salmoniformes; Salmonidae.